Oryzias latipes (Japanese medaka) is the source of this 3647-nucleotide messenger RNA. RefSeq names its product very low density lipoprotein receptor (gene vldlr). Gene Ontology annotation, biological process: receptor-mediated endocytosis. NCBI's taxonomy places the organism in Eukaryota, Metazoa, Chordata, Actinopteri, Beloniformes, Adrianichthyidae. Gene Ontology annotation, molecular function: protein binding; hormone binding; calcium ion binding. The record is from RefSeq and is a predicted model, not a curated record. Gene Ontology annotation, cellular component: signaling receptor complex; apical plasma membrane; plasma membrane.
GAAUGUAGGGAAAUAAUCUAACCAGCCGCCGCAGGCUCCCUGUUACACUAACGAACUGAUUCCAACUAGCCGGUAACCACUUAGUGACGUCAGACUGGACGGAAUCGGUUGUAGGUCGUGAAGACAGAACGGGCGCACGCGCGGCGCGUGGUUGUAGGACGACAUUUAAGGGCGCGUGGCAGUGCGCAGCCGCUCCGAGGGCGUCUGCUUGUUUUUUUUGUUUGCUUGCUUGGUUCCGUUCGGCUCAGCCCCGCUCAGCUCGGUUCUGUGUGACUGACAGCUCGCACGUGAACCAGCCGGCGGACCACAGACCCAACAGGCCGGCGCGAGCCACCGAGACGAGCAGCCCGCGAGCGCACAGCUAGCCGCUCCAGCGUCAUACUCAGAGAUGGUCACGUCCGCAGCGGGGGUCCUGCUGCUGCCGGUGCUCCUGAUCCUGCUGUGCCUCCACCACCGCGGUCACGUUCACGCUACAAAGACGGAGUGUGAAACCAAUCAGUUUCAGUGUGGAAACGGCCGCUGCAUCCCGUCUAUAUGGCAGUGUGAUGGAGAGGACGACUGCACCGAUGGCAGCGACGAAAAAUCAUGCGUUCAGAAGACCUGCGCCGAGGUGGACUUUGUUUGUCGGAAUGGUCAGUGUGUCCCGAAGCGGUGGCAUUGUGACGGCGAGCCAGACUGUGAGGACGGAUCUGACGAGAGCUUGGAAAUCUGUCACAUGAGGACAUGCCGUGUGAAUGAGUUUAGCUGUGGAGCCGGCACCACUCAGUGCAUUCCCGUCUCCUGGAAAUGCGAUGGAGAGAAGGACUGCGACAACGGAGACGACGAGGUCAACUGUGGUAACAUCACCUGUUCCCCCAGUGAGUUCACCUGCACCAGUGGCCGCUGCAUUUCCCAGAACUUUGUGUGCAACAGUGAAGAUGACUGUGGCGACGGCUCGGAUGAGGUGGACUGUGCGCCGUCCUCGUGUGGACCCAGCGAGUUCCAGUGUGGAAACUCCUCCUGCAUCCCUGCCAGCUGGGUGUGUGACGACGAUGUGGACUGUCAGGAUCAGUCGGAUGAGUCUCUGUCUCGGUGCGGCCGUCACCCAACACCUCCAGCCAAAUGCUCCUCAAGUGAAAUGCAGUGCCUCUCUGGAGAAUGCAUCCACAAAAAGUGGCGGUGUGACGGAGAUCCUGACUGCAAGGACGGCAGCGACGAAGCCAACUGUCCAGCUGUUCGCACCUGUGGGCCGGACCAGUUCAAAUGUGAAGAUGGAAGCUGCAUCCCGGGCAGCAGGCAGUGCAACGGCAUAAGAGACUGCACCGACGGUUCCGAUGAAGUCGACUGCAAGAACCUGUCUCAGUGCAGCGGUCCAGAGAAAUUCAAGUGCCGCAGUGGGGAAUGCAUUGAUAUGAGCAAAGUGUGCAACAAAGUCCGGGACUGUCCUGACUGGAGCGACGAACCCAUCAAGGAAUGCAAUGUGAAUGAGUGUCUGCUGAACAACGGCGGCUGCUCUCACAUCUGCAAAGACAUGGUGAUCGGCUUCGAGUGUGACUGCACACCUGGACUCCAGCUCAUCGACCACAAGACCUGCGGAGACAUCAAUGAGUGCAUGAAUCCUGGCAUUUGCAGUCAGAUCUGCAUCAACCUGAAGGGGGGGUACAAGUGUGAGUGCCACAACGGCUACCAGAUGGAUCCAACCACCGGCGUCUGCAAGGCUGUGGGUAAAGAGCCCUGUCUGAUCUUCACCAACCGCCGUGAUGUCCGUCGUCUGGGCCUGGAGCGGAAAGAGUACACUCAGAUAGUGAAGCAGCAGAGGAACGCUGUGGCUUUAGACGCAGACUUUAACCAGCAGACCAUCUUCUGGGCUGAUCUUGGUCAAAAGGCCAUAUUCAGCACCGUCCUGGAUAAACGCGGAGACGUCGGGACGCACAAGACGGUGAUCGAAAACGUCCAAACUCCCGUGGGAAUCGCAGUGGACUGGAUUUAUAGGAAUUUUUACUGGACCGACCUGGGAACCAAAACCAUUUCUGUGAGCAAUUUUAACGGAACCAUACAGAAAGUUCUGUUCAACCAAGGCCUGAAAGAACCCGCCUCCAUUGCUGUGGAUCCAUUGUCCGGGUUUCUGUACUGGUCCGACUGGGGGGAGCCGGCCAAGAUUGAGAAGUCCGGCAUGAACGGAGUCGACAGACAAGUUCUGGUGGAGACGGAUAUCCAGUGGCCCAAUGGAAUCACUCUGGAUCUGAUCAAAGGCAGACUGUACUGGGUGGACUCAAAGCUGCACAUGCUCUGCAGUGUCGACCUGAAUGGAGACAACAGGAAGAAGGUGCUCCAGUCUCCAGAGUACCUGGCUCAUCCCUUUGCUCUCACAGUUUUUGAGGACCGGGUUUUCUGGACAGAUGGAGAAAACCAGGCGAUCUACGGUGCAAACAAGUUCUCGGGGUCUGAUGUGGUGACGUUGGCCAGCAAUCUGAACGACCCUCAGGACAUCAUCGUGUACCACGAGCUGAUUCAGUUAUCGGGUACCAACUGGUGCACAGAGAGGGGGGUAAAUGGAGGCUGCAGCUUCAUGUGUCUGCCUGCACCACAAGUCAACAAACACUCCCCCAAAUACACCUGUGUGUGUCCGGAGGGACAGGAGCUGGCAGCUGACGGCUUCCGCUGCAGACCAGAGGCUAAUGGGAGCACGUCCAUCCAGGUGGACUCCACCGCCAGAGGGUCUGCUGGCGCCUGGGCCAUCCUGCCCGUCUUGCUCCUGGCCGUGGCUGGAGCUGCAGGUUACCUGACGUGGAGAAACUGGCAGCUCAGGAACCAGAAGAGCAUGAACUUCGACAACCCGGUCUACCUGAAGACCACAGAGGAAGACCUGAACAUUGACAUAACGCGGCACGGUGCCAACGUGGGACACACUUACCCUGCGAUUUCCAUCGUCAGCACAGAAGACGACUCGUCCUGAUCCCCGUCCCUCCUACACCUCCUUGUUACCGUGCCAACAGCUGUCCGUAGCAGCAACAGCCCUUACAGUACGACCACAUGCCUUCUGAAGUGCAGCGGAGAGGAAGUGAUGCCAGCGUUUGUUUUCCAGAGAGUCGGGGUUGGGUUUUCCUCAGACGGGCUCUGCACUGACAGCUGCAGGACGGCGUCCCCACGCCGUCUGCUGGGCAGGGAUCAGAGUUCUCAGGACCGUCUGCAUGUGGGGCAGUGCAGAGGCCUAAAGCUUCGCUCUGUCUUCCAUAACAGAUGGGAAUGCUCAUGCUUGAAUUUCUGUUUCUUUUUUUAUAUUUUCCUCUGCAGCACCACCUCCUGGUGUGCAGAUCAUCAUCACUCCUCUGCAGCGUUUGUAAGAAGUGUAAAUAUUUGUCCUCCAGAGACAGGACUGUCCAUCAGGGCUCCUCGAUGCACUUUGAUCAGUGUUCCUUGUGUCAAUGAGAUUGUAUACAUUGACUUGAAAUCUGUUUUUUUUGCUAUGGCUGGGUACCUCAGAUCAGAUGUAUUUAAGAAGGAUGAAAUGGAUUUGCUAAAACUAUUUUGUAUGUUUGUGUGCUGUUGCUGUGAACUUUUUAUAGCCUUGUACAGUGAAGGAUCACUGAGGAUGUGAUGCUCUGUAUCUGUGAAGACUGAUCCACAAAUCACUUUGGAAUUAAAACAUUCAGUAAUGUUCAGAGUAA